Messenger RNA from Lecanosticta acicola, 991 nucleotides. The record is from the annotation of a GenBank genome assembly. Lineage: Eukaryota; Fungi; Ascomycota; Dothideomycetes; Mycosphaerellales; Mycosphaerellaceae.
AUGUCUCGCGAGGUGGGGGAGACAUCGACGCCACCCGAAAAGCGCUUCAUGCGCGAUUACACGGAGGUCAUUACUGUGCUCGUGGGUCCCGAAGAAAAGAGCUUCAUUCUUCAUAAGGAUGCUAUCUGCUCCGGUAAGCCGGCGAACAUCCCGAUCCAAUGACGAGGAAGUUGUGCUAACAGAGACAGAGUCUACAGUCUUCACCAAGGCAUGUUCGCAGAGAUGGGAAGAAGGCAGAGAGGUAUGUUGCGACGAGACACCACUUAGAGAAGGAGGCUCCUGACGGAAGGGAAGGGGGUCGUUCGCUUACCAUCCUACGAAGCUGAAACCUUUCAAGCCUUUGUUCACUGGGUCUACCGCAAAAAAACACAACGCCACUGAGGAGUCUGUGAACGCUUUUCCGUCAUGGUCUUCGUACGGAAAACUUUGGGCAUUGGCACACUACCUGGACCAUACACCCCUUCGAGAUGCCGUUAUCGACUGCAUGCUUCAGAAGAUCGAGGCACUUCCUCAGCUGGGCGUUAGUUUAGACACCCUGUGCCACAUCUUCGAGUCGACUCCUCAGAACAGCACGAUCCAGCGACUACUUCUAGAGUACACUGCCGCAAGUAUGACCCCCGCGAGGCUGCAGAAAGAAGCGGAGAAAUUGCCAUUUCCAGUGGUGAUAUACUUGGCUUGGAAGUGCACGGUCUUUACAUCGAGCACAUUUUCUCUGCCGAAGUUCGAAAAUCGAUGGAUUUUCCACGAACGCGAAAAAGAGACACUGAGAUACUGGGACGGCGUCAUGCAUGACGGGGCUAGGAAGCUUGCCCUCACUGCCGAGGGAUUUUCUUCCUACACCGAACCAUGUCCGCAAGCGGAAGAAGGUCGAGAUGAAGACUUGUGGAGUUAUGAGUCUAUCACGGCCGUGCCUGGAUAUAGAGACCGUAGCUUCGAAGAGUUGAGAUUGAAAAGUCUCGCUCAGAAGACUACUGAAGAGGGCGGCGUUUAG